Molecule: messenger RNA, 1158 nt
Organism: Kockovaella imperatae
Lineage: Eukaryota; Fungi; Basidiomycota; Tremellomycetes; Tremellales; Cuniculitremaceae
Product: NADP-dependent oxidoreductase domain-containing protein
Exons: 5
Coding region: 96-1013 (305 amino acids)
Cellular component (GO): cytosol
Molecular function (GO): aldose reductase (NADPH) activity
Source: RefSeq, a predicted model, not a curated record
CCCAAUUAUUGCUGACCCAUUGAGCAUUCUGACUAUCAUUGAUACCUACGUAUUGCAUCCUCGUACCGACCAUCUAUUUUCUCGCACAUCGCAACAUGGUCCGAACAAUCUCACUCAGUGAUGGAAAGAAGAUCCCCGCGGUGGGCUGGGGAAACGGUACCCAGGGUAUCCAGAAAUCUGGACGUAAAGCCAUCGAUCUGGGUGUCUUGGCUUUGAAGGCUGGUGUCCUGCAUAUCGAUACGGCUCAGCUGUACGGUACCGAAAAGGAGACUGGAGAAGCUAUCAAGGAGGCUGGUCUUAAGCCUGAGGAUGUCUGGGUUACAACCAAAAUCUCUGGGUCCAAGGUUCAGAACAACCUUGAGAGCAUCCGAGAAAACGUCAAGGAAAGCAUCGACCUUCUUGGAUUCAUACCCAACCUGAUCCUCAUUCACUGGCCCAAAGUUGUCAAAGACGGUGAUGUUGCCAAGUUCUGGCAACACCUGGAAGCUUUGGUCGAGGACGGAACACUCAAGGGAUGCUCGCUUGGCUUCUCAAACUUCCGACCUCAGGACAUCGAGGCCAUUAUGGAAGUAGCAAAGAUCAAGCCAGUAUGCAAUCAACUGGAGUACCACCCUUAUGUGGUGACACACCUGGACCCUGUCAUCAAAGUUCAAGAGAAAUACAAUAUUGUCACUCAAGCCUAUGGUCCUCUUCAGCCUAUUGUUUCUCACCCAACGGGCGGACCUAUCAAGCCCAUCCUGACUCGUAUUGCGGAGAAAAUGUCCAAAGAGACAGGCAAAAAGGUGGACGAAGCUGCAGUCCUCUACCUCUGGACGAUCGGCAAGAACGUCGUUGCCGUCACGACUUCUGGUAACCCGGAAAACAUCAAAAAGAUGGCGGCAACAGAGGAUCUUCCAGAUCUGACGAAGGAGGAGAUGGAAGAGAUUGAACAGGCCGGUCGAAAGGUCCACUAUCGACGAUAUGAUCAUAUGAACGAGGGUUACCCUAAGGUAGACCUUCCAGAGGAUAUCUGAUGUUGUCUGGAGAUCUGUCAUGAACACCAAUAGGCCGAAAGCGACAGUGACAGACGUACUCGUCUAUACCUCAUGAAUGCUCUUGUGCACCUGUUCGAUUGCGUCAUCACGUGUCGCCCCACAGACCCUCGGAACCUAAUUUUAU